Eucalyptus grandis is the source of this 2206-nucleotide messenger RNA. RefSeq names its product CBL-interacting protein kinase 5. The transcript has a single exon. Lineage: Eukaryota; Viridiplantae; Streptophyta; Magnoliopsida; Myrtales; Myrtaceae. The record is from RefSeq and is a predicted model, not a curated record. Bases 632 to 1999 code for a protein of 455 amino acids. Gene Ontology annotation, biological process: protein phosphorylation; signal transduction. Gene Ontology annotation, molecular function: ATP binding; protein kinase activity.
GACAGGACUAGGCAUUUCUGGAACCUUUAUCACCACCACUUAUAUUGUACUUUUCUCAUCCAAAUCCACUCGAGAAAUUGCCCGUACAUUCUUUCCUGUUGACUCGAUUUCCUUUCCUUUUUCUUUUCCCCCUUUUUCUGGUGUUGAAUCGUCAGUAUAAGCUUAGAAUUUCCUAGAAUUUAUGAAAGCCAGUGAAUUAACAGCCAUUAGAUUAUCUAAAUAAGGCACAACCAUAUGACUCAUCGAUUACUAUCUAUAGAAACUAGAAAAAUCAUCCAAUGAAUUUUCUGUGGAAGAGGUUUGCUAAUUUUAGGUUUUAAUUUGGUAAGAAAUCUGGUGUUCUCUUCAUGAGAAAUUUUGUUUCUAGCUUCUGUAAAACAAUAAAUAAAGAUUGUCUCUGAGCCCGGCAUUUUGGCAAGGUCGGAAGUUCCUUGGUCCCUUCGUUCUGCCCUUUUCCCUCUCCGUUUUUUCCUGGAAAUCAUCUGGUGAUCCUCCUUGUCCCCAGAUGAAGGAGAGACAUCAGAAUGGAGCCAGGACAGCGGUUUAUGUUCCAAUCCAAUAGAUCGUCAUCCUGUAAUCGGUUUCAUCUUCCGAUUGGGUCUUAGAUUGGGAGGGAGGAGGGAGAGAGAGGAUGGAGAAGAAGGGCGUGACAUUGAUGCACCGGUACGAGGUCGGGCGGCUGCUAGGCCAGGGCACGUUCGCGAAGGUCUACCACGGGCGGAACCUGAAGACCGGCCAGAACGUGGCGAUCAAGAUCAUCGACAAGGAGAAGGUGCUGAGAGUCGGCCUGAUCGACCAGAUCAAGCGUGAGAUCUCCGUGAUGCGCCUCGUGCGGCACCCCAACAUCGUGCAGCUCUACGAGGUCAUGGCGAGCAAGACCAAGAUCUACUUUGCGAUGGAGUACGUCAAAGGCGGCGAGCUGUUCAACAAGGUGGCCAAGGGUAAGCUCAAGGAGGACAUGGCCCGGAAAUACUUCCAGCAAUUGAUCGAGGCAGUCGACUUUUGCCACAGCCGAGGGGUGUACCACCGUGACAUCAAGCCCGAGAACCUCCUCCUUGACGAGAAUGGCAACCUGAAGGUGUCCGACUUCGGGCUGAGCGCACCGUGCGAGUCCCAGAGGCAGGACGGGCUGCUCCACACGACGUGCGGGACCCCGGCGUACGUGGCCCCGGAGGUCAUCAACAAGAAGGGCUACGUCGGGGCCAAGGCAGACAUCUGGUCGUGCGGCGUCGUGUUGUUCGUCCUCAUGGCGGGGUAUCUUCCGUUCCACGAUGCCAACCUCAUGGAGAUGUAUAGGAAGAUCUCCAAGGGGGACUUCAAGUGCCCGCAAUGGUUCCCUCAUGAAGUCAGGAAGCUGCUCUCGAAAAUCCUUGACCCCAAUCCCAACUCAAGGAUCGGGAUAGACAAAAUCAUGGACAACAAUUGGUUCAAGAAAGGGUUCAAGCGGUUCGAGCCCCCGCCGAUUUCUCGGAUCAAUAGCAGCGUGACAAUGAAGGACAUCCAGGCUGCAUUCGAGCCAUCGGAAGUGUAUCCCGAAGCGGAAGCAGCAUCAGCGGCAGCAGCAAAACCGCCAAUAAGCCCGCUCAAGCCAGCCAGCUUCAACGCGUUCGACAUCAUAUCCCUCUCGAAAGGAUUCGACCUGUCCAACCUAUUCGAGAAUCACGCGAACCAGAGGCCCCAGGCGCGGUUCACAAGCACGAAGCCCGUGGCGGCGAUCAUGUCCAAGUUCGAGGAGCUGGCAUCCACAGAGCAAUUCAAGGUCGAGACGAACAACGGGGUGGUGAAGCUGCAGGGGAACAAGGAAGGGAGGAAAGGGCAGCUCGCCAUAGAUGCAGAGUUCUUUGAGGUCACUCCAAGCUUUUCGUUUGUGGAAGUCAAGAAGGCAGCAGGGGACACACUGGAGUACCAGGAGUUUUGCGACCAUGACUUGAAGCCUUCAUUGAAGGAUGUUGUGUGGGUUUGGCAUGGAAAUAUGCAACAACAGUCUCAAACUGCUUAGGUUUUGAAUUUUGUUUGCUUUUUCUUCUUCCCUCUUUUCUGGGUUUUUGCUUGGGCGAAAGGAUUUCUUGAGAACGUGCUGCUACUCCGUUGAGCAAAUUAGUUGCUGCAACAGGAAAAUUGACAAGUUGUAUCUAUCUCUUGCUACCUUAUGUGUAUAUUUUUAUCACAAAUGGACAAUACCUUAAGUUUAUGAUACUUAAGAUUA